This is a messenger RNA of Bipolaris maydis ATCC 48331, 1149 nucleotides long. Its product is annotated as haloacid dehalogenase-like hydrolase-domain-containing protein. Gene Ontology annotation, molecular function: ATP binding; ATP hydrolysis activity; P-type divalent copper transporter activity. NCBI's taxonomy places the organism in Eukaryota, Fungi, Ascomycota, Dothideomycetes, Pleosporales, Pleosporaceae. Gene Ontology annotation, cellular component: membrane. The record is from RefSeq and is a predicted model, not a curated record. Gene Ontology annotation, biological process: copper ion homeostasis.
CUACUUUUACUAGUCCCGGGCGACUCUAUCCCGGCCGAUUGUAGAAUAGUAGACGGCCAUUCAACAGUCCACGAGACAAUCAUCAAGGGAGAGCCUGAACCAAGACCCGUCUUCCCUGGCGACGAGGUUUAUGCUGGGUGCUCGAAUGGGCCAGGAAAAAUGAUAGUCAAAGUUUGCAAAGCAGGUAAAGAGAUUUGGUUAGCUCGAACACUGCAAGCUAUCGCCCAGGGAAAUGAAGCCAAAUCCGAUCCUGAGAUGUUCUCCAAUCGAAUUCUCAGGUGGUUCAGUGCCGCUGUCUUAUGCUGUUCUGCUGCGACCGGACUCUCUCACUACUUCACUGGUGCAUCCGCCAUUCUCGUCCUGAACAAAGUCGUCUCCGUACUACUCUGCGCAUACCCUUAUACAUUGGGGCUAGGCAUCCCAACGUGCCUCAUGUCCGCCAACGGUAAGUCAAACGCCCAUGCUGCCGGUAUUUUCUUAAGAACAAGUCCACAGGUAGAGCGAGCAGCCGACGCCAAGGUGAUUGUGUUUGACAAGACGGGUACUUUGACCUCAAGCACUUUGCACGCAAAAGCGAUUGACACAGCUGUGGAAUGGAGUACGUCGGCAGAACAAGAGGCUUUGUGUUCAUCACACCCUGUCUCCGUCUUGUUGUCGAAAAAAGCCGAAGAGCAAUCUGAGUCAGCUAAAAACUCUAACUGCCUCAGUCAGAACCCCGGGUCCGGUUUGACAGGCAAGUUCAUAUUCAAGGGGUCAGAAUUCGAAGUGGCCAUAGGCAAUGUUCGGCACAUGCACGCACAGCCCGAUUCAUGUCUUGGACUGUCAACUACAACAUCUGACAGCAUGGUGUAUAUCUCCAUCAACCACCGUCUCGCAGGCUGUAUGAAAUGUGCAAGCGACACCAUUCCUGAUGCGAGUCAAGUCGUGGAUUCCCUACAUGGGCGUGGUUUUCAAGUAUUCAUGAUGACAGGCGAUACAAUGGCGGCUGCUCUUGCAGUGGCUAACCAUGUCGGCAUUCCGCCUACCCGAGUCUACGCCGACCUGGCUCCUCCGGACAAAGUAAAGCUCAUCAACCGGCUUCAAGCGCGCCAUGGCCCUGUCAUCAUGGUUGGCAAUAACAUCAACGAUGCUCCUGCACUUUCUACAGCA